Molecule: messenger RNA, 3651 nt
Organism: Neospora caninum
Lineage: Eukaryota; Apicomplexa; Conoidasida; Eucoccidiorida; Sarcocystidae
Exons: 1
Coding region: 1-3651 (1216 amino acids)
Source: RefSeq, a predicted model, not a curated record
AUGGUAACUCCUGUGCCUGUUGAUUUCCAGGCCAUGCUCGCCGAGGCUCGACGUGAGGCGGCGGAGAAAAGGCGGCAGCAAACCGGGGGUUUGCCUGCACAACCGUCCUCGUUGUCCAUUCCCGAGGAGAGACGACCGACGCAUCCGUCUCAGGUCGCUGACGCGGCUUCGCCUCCCGCUACGCGCCGUGCUGGCCUUCGACGUUUGACUUCAACUGACUGUUUCAAUCUGCUGCAAACGCCCUUGAGCGGUCAGGCUGCUGACCCUGUGCACGAACAACAGGCUACUCCGCAGGACACGGUUCGAAGACCUCUCCUCGUUGAUUUGCGAGACGAAGCGUUGUAUCGUGUGUGUCACGUCCGCCAAGCCGUUCAUGGAGCUGCCCUUCUGAGGGACCUCCGGAUGGCGCGCAGGCGAGAAACGCCGGGCCAACUCUCAAACGUUUCUCUCCCGGAAACGAUCGUUUUUCUUGCGUCUUCGCGCGAAGAGAAUGAAGUAUUCAAGAGUUUUUCCCAGGCGGCGGGUGUCCCCGAGGCAGGCGCGGGGCGACGGCUCGACGCGGGCCCCGGGGAAACGGAGGCGACGAACGGCGGAACCGUUUUGAAGGAACACGGAGAACAGUGGCUCUUGGGUUCCAUUCUCGAGGAAAUCCAAGUUCUGCUCGGAAAGACAGCUUCGCGUGCAGCCGCCUUUCCUGGAGAGACGCGAGACGGACUGCAGCUGCAACCGCAGAUCCGGGAAAGUCGACCGAAUCCACGCCUCUUUUGGCUGGAAGACGGUUUUGCGGCGUUCUGGAAUUCCUUUCCGUUUCUCUGUCUGAGCGCGGAAGACGAGGACGCAGCAGCAGCGAAGAUGAACGCGACUGCUGCCGCGGCGCUGAUGAGUUACCCGCGAGAAAUUCACCGGCGGUCUUGUCUGGUGUCUGUACACCCGACGCAGCGUUCCGCGGGCGGUUCUCAGCCAUUGGGGGAACGCCUCCCCGAUACGUCGCCUGUUCAGGGAGUCUACCUGGGUUGCCUGUUGCAUGCAAUGAGUCGCGGAAUUCGGCGAAGGCUGCGAAUCGAAACGAUUCUCGACCUUUCCUCGGAAGGCCUGCCGGCGACGUGCGGGGCCUGCAACUGCCAGGACUGCGCGACUUCCGGUUGCAGAUCGCGAGCGCGAGGCGCGAGCAGAAACCAGACGCGGGGCGGCGCGGUAGCCGACCAGGACGCAGGCACUCGAAAGGAUGCUUGUUUCGGAGACAGGCAGACGCCGGAAGAAUCCCGCGGUGCCGCCGAGAAGGGAGAGCAGAGCACGGUGAUCUUGGAAAGCGAAGAAACAGUGAGGCCGCUGAGAGUGAUUCGCGCGGUCGAUCUCGUUGGAGGCAGCGGCUCAGCUACACGAGGGAACGCAAAAAACGGGGAAGCAGCUCCAAGUCGAUUUCCGUGCCCAAGCCCAGGAUCGGCCGCUGCAGCGGCCGCCAUUCUCCACUCCUCUCUGCCUCUCGAUUUGUGUGUGGAUGUGAUUCGCGGCGGGCUGGGCGACAUGCCCCUAAACGAUGCUGCAGGCAGGCCGCCGGCGGGCGCAGGGUCUUCCGCGGAAGAGCGAACGAGGCUGGGGGGCGAAGCGCCUCCAGACGAAGAAAGCAGAGCUGGAGAAGCGAGAGGCUCUGUCCUCGUCGUUCACAGCGGUGACCUCCGGAGCGUCAGUGCAGCCAGCACUGUCGUGGCUGCCUUCCUCGCGGCGGAGAACAUGGCAAGCGACUCUUCUCUCUCUCAGAGCAAGACGGUUCCCUCGGCGGGGAGCUGCGACCGGGCGUCGCUGGCCCUCGCACGCCUCAUGCGCCGGUGUCCCGCCACGCGCCUCGAGUCUCAGCACCUUCAGCAGCUUCAGCGGUUCUGCGAGCGGAUGACGAGAGCAGGCCGAGACGGGAGGCAACGCCAGCUGCUGUCGAGUGGCGUUGUAGUGGAGGCGUCCUGGGCGGUCGCGCACGGCCACCGAGAAGAGCGUUCGGCGUCCCUCGCGGAGGAUGGAGGAAGCGGCCUUCACUCUGAAAACGAAAAAGACGAAAACGAAGGCAGGGAAAACACUGGCGGACGAGACGCGGCCGAGGACGCAAGCUCCGAGCUCCGUGCGGCGAGGGACAUGACUUUAGAUCUCUGUCGCCUGCCUUCGGAGCCCGUUUUCCUUGUGCCUCGCACGCCAACUCCCGUUUCUUCCGCCGCGCGUGGCGAAGCAGACGGCGCGGAUGCGUGUGAAAGUGACGCGCUGACUCCGCUCCUGUGGCGAAUCUCGUCGGUUUUCGACAAACGGGGCGUCGUCCAACAGCCAGACUUUCCGAGCAAGAAGGAAGACACGCACACCUCAUCGUCUGCCACCAGUGAGGAUGCAGGUGACGCAACGCAGCGCCUUGUAUGCGGGUUCGCGUCCUUGCUCUCUCGGAUCCAACAGAGCUCGUCUCCAUCUCGCUCGCCCUCUUCCCGGGCAACAUCCACAACUGAAUCCGCUUCACGUGGGUACCCCUGCGCGAACGCGUCGCGUGGUCUCAGCGACGUCGGUUCCUUUUCGUUGACUGAGUGGAACGUGAGGACGCGUCUUUUCGAGCUCGCCGCUGACGCGUGGAGACAAGACAAGACGCCCGCGGAGUCGUCGUUGGAAUCCGAAGUGGCGAUUCCCGUCUCUUCAGCCUGGGACCUCCUAGCAAACUGCGUGGGGUGCUGGGCAGCGAGACUGAUGACGCAGAGCCGAGGCCAGGAAGCAGAACAGGAGGGAGAGCCGGACGGGGCUCGAGCGUCUCGCUUGCCGGCGGCGAGGGCGACCGAAGGAGCUCCAGUGAGUUCACUCGACAGAGUGGCUGUCUCGCAAGGCCUCUGUCAGAUGCUGGAGACUACCUUGCGUCACAGAGCCCCCGACGUGCCGGAGUGCUCGACUGGCGUGGGGGCAUACCUCUUGAAUUUAACACUUUUAAGAAUGGCGCUGGACAGGUCAACGUAUCAAGAGAAAGCCGACGCUGGCGAGCACCGGCGACCAGAAGAAGCAAAGCCAGGAGACCGGCAAGUGUCGAAGAGAGAAGCUGACGAGCAGAAGCGCCUGAAGAAGCUCCUCGUCAGCUUCCUCGUGGAAGUUGCGGGCAGAGAGGCUGCAGCCUUCCUCACUCUCGAGUGCGACGGUUUCUCCGACAGCUCGCAUGCAUCGAGACGCGAAAUUUCCGAAAGUCCACACACAGAGAGGCCCAGCCUGUCUCUAGCUGAACCAGAAGACGGGGAAGAGACUUUGUUGGGACGCCCCACCAGGGGGCUGUGUCUGGCGUUGACGGCGUUGUAUGGCGCGUUCAUAAAGCCCCUUUUUCUCGAUGUAUGCAACGCUGCGCCAGCGAUUCGAGAGAAAUCACGGAGUGGUCGAGGAAACAGAAAGGACAAAGAGGACAAGAGCAAGAAGAGACUGAAAGACUUGUUCAAAACCGAAAGCAUGGCUGCAGUGCUACGGGUGGCAGAAGUCUGGAGCGCCAAGCACCCAACCGAGGGGUUCGAGGCGCUUCAGAUGCUGGAACGGUUCCAGGCAAACGACACCGAAGAAAACGUACCGUGUGCCGAGAGUUUUCCUCUGUCGCUGGGAGUGAUUCUAAGACCUCUUGUGCUCGUUGCUAGUGAGAUAGAGGGAAGCGCAGAAUGA